GUGCCACUUUCAGGUCUCCUCACACUGCUGGUGUGUUUCCAUUUUUUUGUCAUAGGGUUGCUGGCAGAUUACGGGCCUCCCAUUGCUGCUGCCAAGGCCCGUAAUCUGCCAUGGGCCCCUGUACCGCCUCUUCAUGCUGCUGCCAGGUCCACAGUCUCUCAUGGGUCCCUGUACGGCCUCCCAUUGCUGCUGUCUCCAUCGCCACACUCUGCCAUGUGCCACUUUCAGGUCUCCUCACACUCCUGCUGGUUUCCAUUUUGUCAUAGGUUGCUGUAUGGCCUCACAUUGCUGCUGCCUCCACCGCCACACUGUGGCUCCAAACACUGGUUUUGGCCCCGUGACUGGCCAAAUGAU
Messenger RNA from Staurois parvus, 354 nucleotides. The record is from the annotation of a GenBank genome assembly. Lineage: Eukaryota; Metazoa; Chordata; Amphibia; Anura; Ranidae.